Molecule: messenger RNA, 2126 nt
Organism: Megachile rotundata (alfalfa leafcutting bee)
Lineage: Eukaryota; Metazoa; Arthropoda; Insecta; Hymenoptera; Megachilidae
Product: odorant receptor 22c-like
Biological process (GO): detection of chemical stimulus involved in sensory perception of smell; sensory perception of smell
Cellular component (GO): plasma membrane
Molecular function (GO): odorant binding; olfactory receptor activity
Source: RefSeq, a predicted model, not a curated record
UAUAAUUAACUCGUUUUAGAUUCUGAAAACAGCAAUGGGUUACCUUUCAGUUUUACUAACAGUGGCGAGCAGCGAUCAGGUCACCUCGUUAGAGUGACUCCUCUAGUCUAUAAUGAGUAUUCAUCUUAAAAUAUCGAAUGAAACAUUUACAGUAGUUAUGUCACACCAUAAUGUUACUAUUGAACGUUCACCGAAUCCCCACGUGCACAGUCUAGCAUUAAACGUUUUUCACAAAUUUCAGCCUCAGAUUAUUUAAUGCACUAUCCCUUAAUAUAAUUAACUAAUAAAUUUCUUUAAUACUAACGUGGUAAAAAUAAUCUACUUAGCAACAAACGUAAUAUAUUUUUACAAAUUGCUUCUGCAAGUCUACAUUCUUCUGCACCUACAAAGUGCACUCAUAAAUAAAUAUUUAUCCAGAUAAAAUUUAGCCAAGGAGUAAAGAACAAAGCUAUCGUAUUCUCGAUCAGAUAAAUAAUUCGAGAAUCGAUGAUAGACUGCAAUCGCAUGUUCAAACGUGUAACUUGAUGUCGAUGAAUAAUUGAAUCUAUUGCGUGUUUCGAAUGCGCGAACGGAGCAUGAGUUCAGAGCAAAGAACAUCUUCGAAAAAAGACAGUUAGACAGUUUAUAGAAACAAGCUAUAAUGAAAGUCUCGGUGGAUACUGAAGCCGGUAAUUUGUUAUAUUAAUGAAUAAGAAUCGAGUAUUAACUUAUACGCUACUAGUGUACAAUGUUUCACGCUAACUUGUUUUACAUGGUAGACUUAAAGUACGUGUACGGUUGGAAUCAGUAUACGAUGAAGUUUCUUGGUAUAUGGCCAGAAGAGAGAAAAUGGAAUCGACCCUCAAGCUAUCUGGUAUUUGUAUCAGUCUUAAUGAUGUCGUGCUUCAUUACUAUUCCACAGACGAUUAAUUUUCCAUUGAUUUGGGGUGACAUGGACUUGGUGGUCGAAAAUUUAUCAAUGGCGAAUGUCACAUUCACGAUUUGCAUUCUGAAAGCCAUCGCCUUCUGGAACAAUGGAAAAUCGUUGAAGUCUCUGCUAGAGUGCAUGGCCAUAGACUGGAGCACAACAAAGUCACCAGAGCAGCGUGAGACGAUGAAAAUAAUCGCGAAAACCACUAGAACAAUGGUAAUGAGAAGCACCAUAAUGUGCAGCACAGUGGUGUUUGUCUACGUCUUUCUCCGAUGUUUGACAAUGAAGUACAACGACAGCAAAUUGUUCUUCCGUGCCUAUUUCCCAUACGACGUCAACGUCAGCCCGAAUUUUCAGUUGACCAUGUUCGCCCAGUUCGUGGCCGCUAUGUACGGAGCGAUCACUUAUACAGCGGUCGACACUUUCGUCGCUAUGCUGAUAUUGCACGUUUGUGGACAGUUGGAGAACUUGCAUGGAGAUAUUAAGAGACUUUUGUCGUCUCAGGAGAAACAUUUCGAAGUGGAAGUGGGGAAAAUUGUUCGGAAACACGAGUAUCUGAAUAGAUUUGCAGUAACGAUAAAAGAUUGUUUCAACAUGAUGCUCCUAUUUCAAAUGAUUGGGUGUACAACUCAAUUAUGCUUUCAAUGUUUCCAAGUUAUCAUGUCGUUUGACGUUCAAGAAAAGGAGUAUCUGAUCAUACAAAUUAGUUUUCUGAUGAUUUAUGUGAUUUAUGUAAUGUUGCAUCUGUACUUGUACUGUUACGUCGGUGAGAAGCUUAGAGCUGAGAGUCUGGAUAUAGCUAAUGCAGUAUACAAUUCCAAUUGGUAUAAUUUACCAGCGAAAAAUGCGAAACUGCUUAUACUGAUCAUAUGUCGAUCAAAAAAUCCAUUGCAAAUCACUGCAGGAGGAUUUUGCUCCUUCACGUUGGAACUCUACUCCCAGGUGCGUAAUUGAUAUACGAAAAAUUCAUAUUUUUGAGCCACCUUCGUGUUGCAGAUUUUGAAAACCUCCAUGGGUUAUAUUUCCGUUCUGUACGCGAUGAAAGAAAAAUAGAUAAAAUUGCAGACUUCGAUUCUUUAAAUUGUACAGAAGCUACUUCGUAUUAAAAUGUAUAUUCGAAAGUAUAGAUGUUUCUAUAACUCUGUAUCUUUCAAAAAAUUGAAUAGGUAAAGGGAGAAAUUCGACAAUGGGGAAAGUAAUAAAAGUGUAGAUUCUU